Molecule: messenger RNA, 1146 nt
Organism: Theobroma cacao (cacao)
Lineage: Eukaryota; Viridiplantae; Streptophyta; Magnoliopsida; Malvales; Malvaceae
Source: RefSeq, a predicted model, not a curated record
AUGUCGGGAGAUCGUUCUUGGAUGUACUGUCGAUUACAGAAUGGAUUCAUUACAACUGAAUUUGUAAAUGGAGUUACUGAAUUUAUUAAUUUUGCAUGUUCGAAGACUACAUUUAUGUGGAAGAAUAAAAUUAGAUGCCCUUGCACACGAUGUAGUAACAACAAGUUCUUAGAUAAAGAUAAAGUCACAGAACACAUCCUAAACCGAGGUUUUACUGGGGCUUACACAAUUUGGAGUUUACAUAGGAAACAUGAUGUUGGACAAUCAUCAAGAAGCAAAUCUAGAGUCGAACCAUCCCUUAGAUUUGAGGGAGAUGCUGUUUUUCGAGAACUUACAUAUGAAGAUGAAAUAGAAAAUUCAUAUACUAGAAUGGUUAGGGAUGCUAUGUGUCCCGAAGUUGCUUUCAACCAUGGUUCUGAAAAUGAGUUGAGCUUUAUGGAAGAAGAUCCCAAUCCAAAUGCAUCUUCUUUUUACUCUUUGUUAAGCAAUGCAGAGGAACCUUUGUGGGUAGGUUGCACAAAGCACACAACGCUUUCAGUUGUGUCGCAACUUUUAAAUGUUAAGGCUGAGUACAAUUUGAGUGAAUCAUGUUUUGAUCAACUGUUGGAAAUAAUAAAGAAUAUGUUGCCAUCUGAUGAGAAUUUACCUAUCGACUUUUAUAGGAUGAAGAAGAAGGGAUGCUAUGCAUCCCGAAAGGAACCUUUAUGGGUAGGUUGCACAAAGCACACAACGCUUUCAGUUGUGUCGCAACUUUUAAAUGUUAAGGCGGAGUACAAUUUGAGUGAAUCAUGUUUUGAUCGACUGUUGGAGAAAAUAAAGAAUAUGUUGCCAUCUGAUGAGAAUUUACCUAUCGACUUUUAUAAAAUGAAGAAGAAGGUAGCAAAGCUUGGUUUGGGAUAUAUCAAAAUUGAUGCUUGCAAGAACAAUUGCAUGUUAUUUUAUGAGCGAUUUGCUACAUUUCAGCAUUGUCAGGUAUGUGGACAUCCUCGGUAUAAACAGAGGAAUUUAAGUGUGAGAAGGCAGAAAAAAAUUCCAUACAAGAUUUUGCGUUACUUGCCACUUAUACCGAGGCUUCAAAGGCUUUAUAUGUCAUGUAAAACUGCUGAACAUAUGACGUGGCAUGCGCAACACCAUAGUGAUGAUUGA